CUGGGAAAUAGGAUGAGAUGCACUGGGUGGGUGUGGUGGGAGGGGGACCCAAAGGGAGUCCCCAAGGGCCCAUUCUGAGUGUCUGGGCCUCCCAUGUUCGCCAGGCGAGGGCCCUUAGAUUGGACUUUGUGAACCUCCAGGAAGGUGCUGGGCCUCAGAGGUCUUUAAGCUGUCCCCACCCCCAGAUCUGUAGACAUGCACAUCUGCCCUUCUCUGCGGAGGGGGUCGUUGCCAUUUCAUUUGGUUCUCAGGAGGGUCCCUGGCCCCAGAGGAAAAGCACGGUGCACAUCUCAGUUAUAGUGUGUCUGUUUUAUGCCAACCCCUCACCCCAUGAGCCGCGCCACCCCCUCUACCCCCGUGAUCCCAGCAUCACCUUCUGAGUCAAUCCGUCUAUACUUUCUGAGCCCACCCUUCUCUCCAUGACCCUGCUUGCCCUCCACGACCCCACUGUUACCUUCUGUCCUAACUCCUCUCCUUGCCCCUGCAUGCCGUAGCCCCUGCAGCACCCCAGCCUCAGCCCCACUGCCUUUGACCUCUGCCACUGCGCCCCUGGACUCUCCCUGGACCCCUAUGACUCCCCAUCAACACCCACCCCUCCCUUCUUCCCUGGAAUAGCGCCUUGCCUACCUGUGCUUGGCUGUCUCCUGAGGACCUGUGCGCAUAGGGGAAAGAGGUUGAGGAUGUGGGAGUAGGGGACGAGAGGAGGGGGGGGAAAGCAGAAGAAGAAAGUGAAAGAAGCUCUAGAGGAAACCACAGGGCCUGUAGGGAAGGAGGGGUCAUUGCUGUGGCAACGCCGGUUGUGGGGGAAGGGCAAGAGGUCUGAGAGCCAGAGGCUGGCUGAAGCCCACCCAGAGGAGGACCCCCUUCUCCCCAGUUGCUCCUCUGGCAGCUACACCCCUCCCACCCACUUGAUGCUCACUGAACACCCUGCCAGGAGAUGGGCUCUGUGGUCCCUGCACAGUAGAGGAGACAGACCUGUGAAUGGACAUCACAUGCAGUUCCUUCUUAAAACUCCCUGUGGUCAGCUGCGGGCCUCGACCUCUUUUCCUGGCAGCCUCGUCCUUGCCCGACUCCAGCUGCCAUGCGGGUGCUCAUUUUUGCCCAGUUCACUUCUGCCACCCCCAUCCCAGGCUCCACCGUUUGACUCCUUGGACUCCCAACCUCAUCCUUUGAGCCUGGCCCUGUGCCAGUGUCUCCCAACUUUCCAGCAUCUGGAUCUUGAAUUUUACAUUCUUCCAUUGCUAUUACUUCUCACCCAUCAAUUCUCACUCUUAUCCAGCCCCUGGUAAGUGCCACAUUCUCCACUAAACAAUUGCUACAAAUAAUCUCAUUUCAUUCUCACAACAAUCAUAUGAGUUUCACUUGACAGAUGAAGCAGCCACGGGAAGGGUAAGUAAGUAACUAGGGGCCCCAUUACUGGUAAAUGACAGAGCCAGGGAUUUGAACUUGGGCAGCUUGGCUCCAGAGUCAAUGUAGUUAAGCACCCACUCUAAGACAGUGGGCGCCAGGUUUUCAGAAAGAACAAUAGUCAUUAACUUCCCCCUCCUACAGUACUUACUGCCUCCAUAUUUCUUCCUUCCCGUCAUGUUCCUAUAUGAGGAAGUAGAGAGAUCAAUCUGGGAGGCAGGCGGACCUGGAUUUAAAUCCAGACCAGCUAGUUUGCUAACUCUGUGAUCUCGGGCAAAAUUCUUUACCUUGUACUUCUAAGCCUCUACGUCUGUAAAAUUAGGGGGCUGGGGGAAGUUUCACACCUAUGUCAUGAGGUUCUUGUGCGAAUGAAUUACGUUAUGAUGAUAUAUCCAGCGCACAAUAGGCAUCCAGUAGAUGAGCUUCCUUCUUCCAGAUCCCUGUGUCACCACUCCCUUGAUCCGUUUUCACCCUUAUCUGCCCCGUCGUCUCCUAGAUCAGUCACCCCCACCACCCCCAAGUCUCCCCCACCCCGGGGUGUGUCACUUCCUCCUCUGCAGCCUCCCAGAUCAGUACACAAAGGCUGCUGCUACUGCCGGAGGAAGGGCUGCUCCGCACGCAAGCACGCACCUACCAUGGUGGCUUUGUCAAUGGUCCUUGUUUUCCUGCUGGCCCUGAGCAGAGGUGAAAGUGAGUUGGACGCCAAGAGCUCAUCCUCACAGGAGGCCACAGAGUGGAGGGAUCCCAAUCUGUCCCGGCCAGGGUCCUGCCAGCCAGCUCCCUCCUGCCAAAAGUGCAUCCUCUCACAUCCGAGCUGUGCCUGGUGCAAGCAACUGAACUUCACAGCGUCCGGGGAGGCGGAGGCACGGCGCUGUGCUCGGCGAGAAGAGCUGCUGGCCCGGGGCUGCCUCCCGGGGGAGCUGGAGGAGCCCCGCGGCCGGCAGGAGAUGCUGCAGGACGACCCGCUCAGCCAGGGCACCCGCGGCGAGGGGGCCACCCAGCUGGCGCCGCAGCGGGUCCGGGUCACGCUGCGGCCGGGAGAGCCCCAGCAGCUCCGGGUCCGCUUCCUUCGAGCGGAGGGAUACCCCGUGGACCUGUACUACCUUAUGGACCUCAGCUACUCCAUGAAGGACGACCUGGAGCGCGUGCGACAGCUCGGGCACGCGCUGCUGGUGCGGUUGCAGGAGGUCACUGACUCCGUGCGCAUCGGCUUUGGCUCCUUCGUGGACAAAACGGUGCUGCCCUUCGUGAGCACAGUGCCCUCCAAGCUUCGCCACCCCUGCCCCUCCCGGCUGGAGAGCUGCCAGUCACCCUUCAGUUUUCACCAUGUGCUGUCCCUCACUGGGGAUGCAAAGGCCUUCGAGCGGGAGGUGGGACGCCAGAACGUGUCCGGCAACCUGGACUCGCCCGAAGGUGGCUUUGAUGCCAUUCUGCAGGCUGCCCUCUGCCAGAAGCAGAUUGGCUGGAGAAAUGUGUCCCGUCUGCUGGUGUUCACAUCAGAUGACACAUUCCACACAGCUGGGGAUGGCAAGCUGGGUGGCAUCUUCAUGCCCAGCGACGGGCACUGCCACUUGGACAGCAAUGGCCUCUACAGCCGCAGCCCAGAGUUUGACUACCCCUCCGUGGGUCAAGUAGCCCAGGCCCUCUCUGCGGCAAACAUUCAGCCCAUCUUUGCUGUCACCAGCGCCACACUGCCUGUCUACCGGGAGCUGAGCAAGCUGAUUCCCAAGUCUGCAGUAGGGGAGCUGAGUGAGGACUCCAGCAAUGUGGUGCAGCUCAUCAUGGAUGCUUAUAAUAGCCUGUCAUCCACUGUGACCCUCGAACACGACUCUCUUCUCCCUCCGGGGGUCCGCAUCUCUUAUGAAUCUCAGUGUGGGGAUUCUGAGAAGAGACUGGGUGAAGCUGCCGACUGGGGCCAGUGCAAUCACGUCCGAAUCAACCAGACAGUGAAUUUUUGGGUUACUUUCCAAGCUACCCGCUGCUUCCCAGAGCCUCAUCUGCUGAGGUUCCGAGCCCGUGGCUUCUCUGAGGAGCUGACUGUGGAGCUGCACACACUGUGUGACUGUAACUGCAGUGACGCCCAGCGCCAGGCUCCUCACUGCAGCGAUGGCCAGGGGCACCUCCAGUGUGGGGUGUGCAGCUGUGUCCCCGGCCGCCUGGGUCGACUCUGUGAGUGUUCGGAGGCUGAGCUAUCCUCCCCAGAUCUGGAGUCUGGGUGCCGGGCCCCCAAUGGCACAGGGCCCCUGUGCAGUGGGAGGGGACAGUGCCAGUGUGGACGCUGCACCUGCAGCGGGCAGAGCUCUGGACGUCUGUGCGAGUGUGAUGAUGCCAGCUGUGAGCGACACGAGGGCAUCCUCUGUGGAGGCUUUGGCCGUUGCCAAUGUGGAGUGUGCCACUGUCACGCCAACCGCACGGGCAGAGCAUGUGAAUGCAGCGGCGACACGGACAACUGUGUCAGUCCUGACGGAGGGCUCUGCAGUGGGCACGGACACUGCAAUUGCAACCGCUGCCAGUGCCACGACGGCUACUAUGGUGCCCUCUGUGAUCAGUGCUCAGGCUGCAAGACACCAUGCGAGACACACAGGGACUGCGCAGAGUGCAAAGCCUUUGGGACUGGUCCCCUGGCCAUGAACUGCAGCACAGCGUGUGCCCACGCCAACACGACUCUGGUAUUGACCCCUACCCUGGAUGACAGCUGGUGUAAAGAGAGGACCCAGGACAACCAGCUCUUCUUCUUUCUGGCAGAGGAUGUAGCUGGAGGCAGAGUUGUGCUCACAGUGAGACCUCCAGAGGAGGGAGCAGACCACACCCAAAUCAUUGUGCUGGGCUGCGUGGGGGGCAUCGUGGCGGUGGGACUGGGACUGGUCCUCGCUUACCGGCUCUCGGUGGAGAUCUACGACCGCCGAGAAUUCCAUCGUUUUGAAAAGGAGCGGCAGCAUCUCAACUGGAAGCAGGACCACAAUCCUCUCUACCAAAGCGCCAUCACGACCACUGUCAACCCCCGCUUUCAAGAGGCAGACAGCCCCCUUCUCUGAAGCGGGGAGAGAAAAUCACUGCAGGGCUCUUCUCUGGGACAGGAGUUGAGGCAUGGGGUGGAUCAGGCUACAGCUUGGCAGGGGCAUUGAAAGGGCUGCCUCCUGCUGCAACCUUGCUUCCCUAGCUACCUCACAAGGAGUGGGGGCUAACCCACCCAGGUCUACAAUAAAGUCUUGACUGAGAGCACA
Messenger RNA from Capra hircus (goat), 4631 nucleotides. RefSeq names its product integrin subunit beta 7 (gene ITGB7). Gene Ontology annotation, biological process: cell adhesion mediated by integrin; cell migration; integrin-mediated signaling pathway. The record is from RefSeq and is a predicted model, not a curated record. The coding region runs from base 1776 to 4442 and encodes 888 amino acids. Gene Ontology annotation, cellular component: focal adhesion; cell surface; integrin complex. NCBI's taxonomy places the organism in Eukaryota, Metazoa, Chordata, Mammalia, Artiodactyla, Bovidae. The transcript has 15 exons. Gene Ontology annotation, molecular function: integrin binding.